GAGCGACUACACUGCACUUGUACAAAAGCAGCGGGUUACUUCAUCUGUUGUCCCCCACCCUCCUCAUGGUCCCUGAACGCACCAGCCCUGGGGGUGUGGACCCGGUCAUUCCCCGCUGACUGGAAGCAGUAAGCUAAAUCAUGGGACGGCGGUCCGAGCAGUGAGCCAGCCGGGACCGAACACAGGGACAGCGCAGUGCAAGCUUCAUUCACCUGAAAGCAUCAGCAGCACUGUCACCUCCAACCAGCACCAUCAACAGGGUGCAGCUUUUUACGUGGCGGCAAAGGGCGACGUCGGGGCUGACUCGGGAUCAGCCCAUGCAGGAGGAUGGAGAUAGAGAAGAGGACGAACGGGUUCGACUACCCGGAGAGAAACAACGCCAAGUCCGUUAACGGCUUUUACAGUGACCAUCCAUUGGAGUCUGAACAGAACGACAGCAUGGAUGCAAUCAAUGAAAGUAAUCUGGAUGAUCCAGCUGACCAGCGUACUUGCCUUAUCUGUGGAGAUCGUGCCACAGGCCUGCACUAUGGCAUCAUCUCCUGUGAGGGCUGCAAGGGCUUCUUCAAGCGCAGCAUCUGCAACAAGCGCGUGUACCGCUGCAGUCGCGACAAGAACUGCGAGAUGUCGCGCAAGCAGCGCAACCGCUGCCAGUACUGCCGCCUGCUCAAGUGUCUGCAGAUGGGGAUGAACCGCAAAGCAAUCAGGGAAGACGGCAUGCCGGGGGGGAGGAACAAAAGCAUCGGACCUGUUCAGAUCACAGAGGAAGAGAUAGAGCGGAUCAUGUCGGGUCAGGAGUUCAAGGAGGACGCCCCGGAGCACACCUGGGGCAACAACGGCGACAGCGACCACAGCUCGCCCAGCAACGGAGCCUCAGAGGGCAACCAGCCAUCACCCGCCUCCACUCUGUCAUCCAAUCGCUCUGUGGAAAUGAACGGCUACACGGCAGCCCUCAGGGACCAGUACAUAAACACCUCCAUGUCCACACACUACCAGCUCCUACCUCACCUGUUCAGCUAUGCUGCCCAGUCUGGCCUGCUGGCCCCCCAGCCCCGCAGCCUCUACCCACAGUCCCACCCACUGGUGCUGCAGUUGGUGGCUGCUGAAGACCUGGCCCCCCUAGCAACCCCUAUGCUCAUAGAAGACGGGUACAAAGUGACACAGGUAGAGCUGUUUGCCCUGCUGUGUCGCCUGGCAGACGAGCUGCUCUUCCGCCAGAUCUCCUGGAUCAAGAAGCUGCCGUUCUUCUGCGAGCUCUCCAUAGAGGACUACACCUGUCUGCUCAGCUCCACCUGGCAGGAGCUCAUCUUGCUCUCCUGCCUCACCAUCUACAGUGCCCAGAUAUUCGGAGACCUGGCCAACGUCACCGCCAAGUACACGCCGUCUGACGAUGAGUUGCAGGGCUUCAGCGAGGACGGCAUGGAGGUGAUGGAGAGGUUGAUAUAUCUGUUCCGCAAGUUUCACCAAUUGAAGAUCAGUAACGAGGAGUACGCCUGCAUGAAAGCCAUCAACUUCCUAAACCAAGAUAUCAGAGGACUGUCCAACAUCUCCCAGCUCGAGCAGCUGAACAAGCGCUACUGGUAUGUGUGUCAGGACUACACUGAAUACAAAUAUCCACACCAGCCCAAACGCUUCCCUGAGAUCAUGAUGUGUCUCCCGGAGAUCCGCUGCAUUGCAGGGAAGCUGGUGAAUGUCCCUCUGGAGCAGCUCCCCCUCUUGUUCAAAGCAGUCUUGCACUCCUGCAAAUCCAGCCUGACCAGCUACAGGACUGGCCCGUCGCCCUGCGUGACCACCUCCUCCGGAAACUAGACCCACCCCCACCCCCACUCCCGACCCCAUGAGUCGAGGGACUGGUCUCCCCUCUUGUGAAUGUGACAAGCAGCUAGUUUGUUUUUUGUAACUUUUUUCUUUAUAUAUUUAUUACACGACAGAGCUGAAUGUAUGCUGAUUUACACUGUGCACAUGCUUCUGUACAAAACAAAUGCUCGUAGAUGCAUUGGUCUUUGGAGUUUACAAGUGUGUAUCCAGUUUGCUCAAUGUGUCAGUGUUGCUAUUGUUAGAGCUAGACUUAAAAAGAGUUUAUUUUAUUCAGACGGGGGCGGACAGACACAUGACGAGUGUUUUGAGACUACCUCAGGAAGAUGUUGUUGCUAUGUUCAGGUACCUUUUCUUGCUGUUAAAUGAAGAGUUGCCCAGUCUAAAACCAAAUCCCUGUGGAUGCUUUGGCACCUCAAUCAGAGACUGAAUGUUCAAAGGAGCUGCAUAAAUCAAAGAUUGAAAAACAGUGUUUUAUUAUGCUGAAAAUGCAAAAUUAGCAAAACUGAGCUACUUAACUGCAUGGACUCUCAGACAUCCUGCGUAUGGGAGGCGGUCUUGUCAAUUUAACAUUCCAUGAGUUAAGGUGACAGUUGUUGGAUCUUUGGGAUCUUCAUUGAAAAAGGAGCAUACGGGUAUUUUUUACAAUCAUAGACUGGGGAUGUAAGGAUUUAUUGCAGGGGAAGGGGGGGAUAGCUAGGUUUGGUGUUUUUAGUUUUAUUGUUUUUCUUUUUUGACCAAAGUGUUAUGCAAUGCUUUUUUCAAACACCCACUGAUGGGUAGGAAGCUGAUAGCUCCACAAAAAAAAGAAGAAAGGAAAAAAAAGAUUUCUUAUCAAUGAAGGAUCAGGAUAAGAAAUGAAUCAGUCUGUGUCAGAGGGGAGAACCCUCUGCUGGACAGACGAGUAAUGUUGCCGGAUUUCAUUCUAAAUGCUGCUAAACGUGUGUACAGUCUUGUGCGCACAUGUAUGCACAGAGGAGACGUGAUCCCCAGUUUUUGUUUUUUCCCCUCUGCUUCUUGUCAGAUGACUCGCUUUUUUUCUUUUGGGCUCUGCUGCCUUUAGUGCCAGGAAUUUGAUGCAUUGUAGCUUGCGCUCAACACACUAUCACCUAAAUGUAAGGGUCCAUGGUACAGGCGGUGUUUGGUUAAAGGGACAGUCUGUGAAAUUGUGCUUUAUACAGAACCGAUCAGUGAUCCGGUGUAGGGCGCGAACUUCUGUUAGCAUAUCCAGUUUUGAACCAUUCCGAUCCGUUCAAAAAUUCCAUUGGCCAGUUCAGUUUUAGAGAAACUUAGACUGUUUUCAGGUCCUGUCAGGUCCAAUCAGAAUUUUGCACAGACCCAGGAUCAGUAGCAGUUUAAGCCGGACCUGAGCCACCUCCGAGGGUCACUAGAAAGUGUGGACCUAAUACUUGGUUGAGGUAUGGUCCUCAGAGUUUUACUGGGUAAGGUUGGCCUGACAUUUCUUAGAUGAACUGGCUUAUGCACAUUUUGCAGAUUGUCACUUAAACCCGGCAAAGCGGUGGAUUCAGUGUGAUUGAUCCGGUCCAUGUCUCAAUGAGUUUAGGCCAGGUUUAGAGAAUUUAGGUGACUUACCUCCGGCUUGCAUACACUCUUUGACAGAUAUGCACAUUGUUUAAAAAAAGCCAUAGGAAAUGGUCUUUAUUUUUGAAGUAUGAGAUGAUCAUUUCAAACCGCUUGAAGUGUCUUCUUAGAUUCCUCAAGUUUUUAGCCGUUUCAUGAUGUACGAACAAUUUGAAAUGCAGACAAAAUGCAGUCCUCGCAACGACUCUCUUUUUUGCACACGACGGUGAGGUUCAGAGACCUUGACCCUCGACCUCGGCCACUGCCCACCCAGUGUGUUCCUCUCUCUCAGGUCCCUGCUGGCCUGGAUCUAAACAGGGUAAAGUGAGUGUUAUGUAUUGCAUUCAGGAGUUCCUCAGUGACCACGCUGAUGUACUUGUAUUAUUAGUAGACGUAGGUUCCAGGACAUUGUAGGUCCUCUGUAGAAAAGUGUUUUUCUUUUCCACUUUAUUUCACUCAAGGUCCCCUCCCUCCAUCCUCCAACCCCCCUUCAUUCAGUGAAUGUGGUUGUAGUUUGAAGGGGAGGCAUGCAUGAAGGAUUCUUUUCUCUUGGCAUUGGUGAUGGAUGGAGCAAGAGGCAUCAUCAGAAUGCCAUCCACCUCUGUGUGUGCAGCCUUAACACCACCAGACCAAUGCAGUGUUCCUCUUUCAAAUGUUCCAGUUAGCCUCUUUUCAUCUUUUGAUUUUUAUACAUUUUCAUGUACCUUUGUAGUUAUUGUGAAUGUUUUGGGUUUUUGUUGUUUUUCACGUAUUCAUUGUCUCUGUUUUUUUUUUUUUUAAAGAGUGAAGACAACCCCUAUCAUUUUAUAUCAUUUGAAUUCUUUUUUUUCUGGGACAUUAUUUUUAACUCAUUCCCUUGUCAACAGUGGUUAUGAAAACAGAAGUAUUACUCAGGCUAUGUCAGCCACGUUUUAUAUGGACAAUACUGACAUCUUGAAGCCUUUUAUGUAUUAUUUGAAUCAUUUUACAAUGCAAAUGUGACAGUGAUGUUUUAAACUGUCAGAGCAGCUAAAGAUGGGUGUGUGGAGAAUAUUUGUCUCUCUCCAUUUCAUAAAUGUGCAUCAGUCACAUGACACAGGCUUCUGAGGCUAAAGGGUCAUUUCACCUAAAUGACAACAUUUUCUCACUUACCUCUGUCAGUGUAAUUUUAGUGAACUGACCCUUUAAACCACAUAAUCUCAGGGAUAUGUACUUUUAUGAAACAGAAGUCUGAGUGAUGUGAUGUGUCUAUAAAAGAAUAACCCACCCCCCAAAAAAAUCCAUAACCACUGCUGAGAGUUAAAUGUUAGUGUCAGAAUGUAAGGGGCUUUUCUUUAGAGCUGCCAUAUUGCACUGAUGUUUAACAAUCCUGCCCAUCUGUAAUGUCAGUCUGGGGAAAUGUAGAAUACUUCUAACCGUAGAAGAAGUAGAAGAGUAAGGCUCCGGGUGGCCAACAACAAAGUCACUCCAGGAAUGCUCUGAACAUCAGACCUCUAAGAUCUGACAGUGGAGAAGAUCUGAAGAGGGAUUUUUCUUUUAAUGUAGCAGCAAAUUCUGCUCGUCAACAUAAAAUAAAACCUCACCUUGGCUACCUUUGCUUUGACUUCCUAACCGUCAUAUUUGGAUACAAGUAUUCUUUUUAUUUUCUAUAUUUGUAUUUUUUUUUUUUUUUUUUUUUUUGCAGACAAGGGAUAUGUCAUUUGCAAUUUCUGUACUGAAACUACCUCUUUAUUUGUCAUCAUGUUGCUUAAUUUCAAAUAGGUGAUUUUUGUCUUAUUUAUUGGUUUCAUUGCACCAAUGUUCUGUUCUUAUGUGUCUCUUGUUUCACUCAGUGACCUCAGAUUUAUAACAACUUUUCUUCUUCUUCUUUUUUUUUUUUUCUUUUAUACAUUAACUUGUUGCCUCAUAAUCGUCUCUACCUCAGACUCGCCUGCUGUCAGCAGCUUUUAUUUUCUCUGACCUCCGACUGUAAAGUAUUACACACCAAACACUCUCUUACUCUCUUUAAUCUCUCGUUUCAGGGAUCCUCUUCCUCCAUUAAGUUUCUCUUUUUUUCCUUCCAUGUUAAAUUAGCGUCAUCUUCCAUUUCACUUCUGCCCUGUUAUCGUGAAUCCAAUACCAAAGAUGAAAGAAUGUCAAUGACAAUGUCAGCAUACUGAUUAAGCAUUCACGUGAUGCGUUCUUGCUGCAGUUAACCAGUGCUUUAUUUUCCUGUGUUGACCUUUACGGAAUACGUCUUGUUAUCUUGUGAAUGGCUCUUUGCUGUGUACACUAUACUCACCACGUCAUGAUAUGCCAGUGUGUGUGUGUGUGUGUGUGUGCGUGCGUGUGUGUGUUUUUCCCCAUUGUGCUCCAUGAUUGUUGUUCACCAGUAAGGCAGUUCAAGGUAUCAAGGAGUGGUAACAAUGGGACUGCGAUCAUAUCUGUCUCUAUCAAUGCAGUCUAUGACCGGUUAUCAAUCAGAAAAUGUAAUUGUGGUCUCAUCUUUUCCUGUGUACAUGCUUUAGCUCACUCGACCACAGACAGACUACUGCAGUGUUGUCACUGGGGUUGGACUAAUAUGACUGUUAAAUAGAAGCUGCAUGGCCUUACUUACCCUACAAUAGGAGAAAAGAAAAAACAGGUCUGCCUUUAAACUUAAUCAUGGAUCUGAUUUGUAUAUUUAGUCCAGUCACAGAACUAACACUAUGUAUUACACAAAAGGUUGUAAAAAAAAAUCCUUUAAAGCAAGUAAAGGCUAACUAGUACUAUUGAACCACUAUCGAUCUCAUGAAGGAGCCACUUACCUAUCUCUGAUAAAAGGUCAGUACAGGCAAACCAACAUAUGAGUCCAACCUCAACGCUGUUAUAACUCUGGAAAGUUGAGAUCUGGAGCAUAGGUUCACAGUAAGAGCUUUAAAUAAGUUGCAGCAACUAACAUUUGGACUUAAACCUCCAGAUCUCACCUUACCAAACCAUGCCUCAGUUGUCCUUUCUGCUGAAGCAGACUCCCUUACCGCUGUUAGAACCCUGUUGUACAGGAACACAAGAUGUGAAGAGUUUUGGGGAAGUAAGAGUCUAAAAAUCUUGACAUAUCUCAGGGAAGAAAUAGAUUUACACACUGUCAUCACCUGUGAACAGACAAUUGAAACGCCUAUAUGUUUUUCUCUUCCACAAUCUCUUGUCUGCUCUUGUUACUUUAACUACCUGUGAAGAAUGUGAUCCAUUACGUGUUAAAAGCAUGUUUAGAAUGUGUUAGGACUUGAAACCAAAUAAAUGUGAACGUUAUGCAAGUA
Messenger RNA from Larimichthys crocea (large yellow croaker), 6647 nucleotides. It is a transcript of the gene nr6a1a, whose product is annotated as nuclear receptor subfamily 6, group A, member 1a. Gene Ontology annotation, molecular function: sequence-specific DNA binding; DNA-binding transcription factor activity; zinc ion binding. Bases 328 to 1806 code for a protein of 492 amino acids. Lineage: Eukaryota; Metazoa; Chordata; Actinopteri; Sciaenidae. Gene Ontology annotation, biological process: regulation of DNA-templated transcription. The transcript is spliced from 12 exons. The record is from RefSeq and is a predicted model, not a curated record.